Acaulospora morrowiae is the source of this 159-nucleotide messenger RNA. NCBI's taxonomy places the organism in Eukaryota, Fungi, Glomeromycota, Glomeromycetes, Diversisporales, Acaulosporaceae. The record is from the annotation of a GenBank genome assembly.
AUGGCCCACAUCAUCGAUGGCCUACACGAAGAUUAUCACAACGCAGAUAGCCCACGCAAAGUGUACACUCUCAUUAUAGUUUACUUCACGUCGGGAGCAGUAGGUAAGAGUAAAGACAAAGAGCAACAAGAGUGGGCAGUAAAGGAACGAAAGCACUAA